Messenger RNA from Eublepharis macularius, 999 nucleotides. RefSeq names its product olfactory receptor 14I1-like. Bases 64 to 999 code for a protein of 311 amino acids. Gene Ontology annotation, biological process: G protein-coupled receptor signaling pathway. Gene Ontology annotation, cellular component: membrane. The transcript has 2 exons. The record is from RefSeq and is a predicted model, not a curated record. Gene Ontology annotation, molecular function: odorant binding; olfactory receptor activity; G protein-coupled receptor activity. Lineage: Eukaryota; Metazoa; Chordata; Lepidosauria; Squamata; Eublepharidae.
AUAAAUAGGUGAGCACUGGCCUUAAAUCUGAUAACUGUAAAUUUUUCAAACAAGGAAGGAAAAAUGUCCAAUGCAACCUCUGUAUCCGAUUUUCUGCUCUGGAAAUUCUCAGAGGUUUGGGAGCUGCAGUUUCUACACUUUAUAAUUUUUCUGAUGCUGUACUUGGCAACUGUGACAGGGAAUCUCCUUGUCAUUUCUUCAGUCACCUUAGACCACCACCUGCACACCCCCAUGUACUUCUUCCUGAUGAACUUGGCUAUGCAGGACCUUGGCCAAGUUUCAGUCAUUGUCCCCAAAUCCAUGAUGAAUUCCCUCCUGAAUACCAGACACAUUUCUUAUUCAGAGUGUGUUGCUCAAGUCUUCUUCUUUGUCUUCUUCAUGGCAUCUGAUUUCUGCCUCCUCACAGUCAUGGCAUAUGAUCGGUAUGUGGCUAUUUGCAAUCCAUUACGUUAUGAGAUGGUAAUAAACAAGCAGGCCUGCCUUGAAAUGAUUGGCGGUAUAUGGGUUGUAGGUUUUCUCUAUGCUGGGAUGCACACCAGUGGGACUUUUUCUACCCAUUUCUGCUCUAAUGUCAUCAAUCAAUUCUUUUGUGAUAUCCCACAGCUAAUAAAAUUGUCAUGUUCUGGCUUAAAUCUAAUAGAAAUGACUAGUAUUGGGAUUGGCAUUUUCCUUGCACUAGGCUGUUUUAUCUAUAUCCUUGUAACUUAUGUGCAAAUUUUCACCACUGUUUUAAGAGUGCCUUCUGCAAAGGGGAAGCAAAAGGCUUUCUCCACUUGCAUUCCCCACCUUAUUGUCUCCUCCACAUUUUUGUCCUCUGCAUGCUUUGCCUAUCUGAAGCCUGCCUCUCACACCACAUCACAGGUAGAUUUGAUAUUUGGUGUAAUCUAUUCCUUGGUUCCACCCCUAUUGAAUCCAGUGAUUUACAGUAUAAGAAACAAGGAAGUCAAAAAAGCAAUGGCAAAAGUUUUAGGUUUCAGGGAGUUUUCUACAAACACAUAA